ACACGCUGUUGAAGUUGCAGAGGAAGAGGAGUGAGUGUCUACACAAAGCUGUCAGCUGUCUGCACUUGGAGCCUCGCGCGUCUUCUACUACUCUUCUCUCACGCGCUCGCACGCUUAAACUCGUGAAAGUCUGCGGAGUCUCCUCGGCAUGGAGACGCAACUUCACUGACGGAUGGUUGGAUUUUCCCUGCAAUUUCUUUUUACCGAAAAAUGGAGAGUUGACAGCUAGAGAGGAACCUGACUAACAGCAGUGUGACGGGAUAAAGAGGAUAAAGCUCUCUUCACAGAGGCAGGGCUUUCCAUUAUCUUUUAAGAACUCUUCGUUCCUACUUCAGGAUCAGCUGACGGGGGAUAGGUGUCAUGGCUGCGUAUGGACAGACUCAGUACAGCCCCACCCUGCAGCCAGCGGGGCCAUACACACCCUAUACUCACCACACUCAGGGCUACAGCAUGCCAUCGUACAACAUAAAAACAGAAGACGGCCUGAGUCACUCUCCCGGACAGACUGGACUACUGGGCUACUCAAACUUCAGCAGCACUCCUCCCAGUCAGAGUCUCUACAGCUACUCACACACACACAGUGGUGGAAUUUCAUCCGGAAUUUUUCAGGGCACACAUGCAAUCUCCAGUUCAACGCCAUUCAACCCUACCCAACAAGAGUUUUCAGCAUACUCGAGCUACAGUCAGAGCCAGUACUCCCCGUAUUACAACUCACAUCACUACAACAGCCCCUAUAUAACAGGCAGCAACAUCAGCCCUGCAGCCAUCACUGCUCCGUUAGCCUAUCAGCAUGCAGAACACUCCGUCAUGCUGCCAAAUCACAGCCCAGAAUCGCACACAGGAGAGUACCACCCGCCGCCCAGUCCCCCAACCCCAGGUAAAGAGGAGGGGGUCCCGGCACGGAGGGGUUCAGAUGGGAAGCUGAGGGGGAGAAAAAGAGUCAGUGACCCUGCUCCACCUCUGGACUCUGAUAUAGAGCGUGUGUUUAUCUGGGACCUGGAUGAAACCAUCAUCAUUUUCCAUUCGCUCCUCACGGGAACCUUCUCCUCACGAUUUGGCAAGGACUCCUCUAAAGCAGUGUCUCUUGGUUUGUGGAUGGAGGAGAUGAUCUUUAAUUUGGCCGACUCUAGACUCUUCUUCAAUGACCUGGAGGAAUGUGACCAGGUUCAUAUUGAUGACGUGGCAUCAGACGACAACGGGCAGGACCUGAGCACUUACAACUUCGGCUCGGACGGCUUCCAGAGCCCAGCGGGGGCAGGCUCUCUGUGCCUGGGGUCGGGGGUCCAUGGAGGGGUGGACUGGAUGAGGAAACUGGCUUUUAGAUAUCGCAGAGUCAAGGAGAUCUACAACACGUACAAGAAUAAUGUUGGAGGUUUACUGGGCAGCCCAAAGAGAGAGGAGUGGUUACAGCUGAGGAGGGAGAUGGAGGUGCUGACUGACCUGUGGCUCACUCAGGCACUUAAAGCUCUGGCUCUCAUCAACUCCAGGCCGAACUGCGUGAACGUGUUGGUAACCACCACACAGCUCAUCCCUGCACUGUCCAAAGUGUUACUGUACGGUCUGGGCUCAGCGUUCCCCAUAGAGAACAUUUACAGCGCCACAAAGACAGGCAAGGAGAGCUGUUUUGAGCGAGUCUCUCAGCGGUUUGGUCGGAGAGCAGUGUAUGUGGUGAUAGGAGACGGAGCAGAAGAAGAGGCUGUGGCCAAGAAGAAGAACAUGCCGUUCUGGAGAGUUUCCUGUCGGGCCGAUCUGGAGGCUUUGAGCCAUGCACUGGAGCUGGAUUACCUCUAGAGGGCGCCAGCUGUCUCCUUUUGCUCUUCCAACCCAGAAACGCGAGAAGCUUCUGAACUCAUGAGUGCAGCUCUUAGACGAGUGUGCACCAGAAGAGACUGAUUCAGAGCCAGAAUUGCUUCUUCUUUUUUUAAAGAGGUUUGGUGAUUUCUUAUGAGCACCCAGGUGGAUAUUUUGACGCUAAAAGCCAAAAGAACUGAGAGGAUUUCAAAGCAAGGCUGCAUUCAGGACGCGGAAACAUGGAGCCAAAAGGACCGAAAUAAGAGACCAAAGUCACACAAAGGACCAAAACUUCACAACUAACUCCAAGGAACUAUGGCUUUUACUGUUUAUUUUUAAAAUGAAUUUCUGCUUUUAAAUUCAGUCCACCUCAUCUUUUUGAAAUGCGUUCCACUUUUUAUGCAAGAGAAGUGAUGCACUGAUUUGUCUAUUGAACACAGAGAGUGCUUGAUCUGCAUGAAUGGACAAACUCAAAUUGUUGUUUGAUUGUUCUGCCUUGUUUAUUUUGAUAUUUUAUGAGACUUAAAUCAUAUUCCACUCAGAGAUUAGUAUGUUAAAGAAUUAAUUAGAAGCAAGAUUUUAAGAAAUGCUGUUACGUGUAAUAGAUCAGUUAGAUUAAUCUCGAGACAAAUGCCAGAUAACUUUCUCCUUUUUAAAAUAGUCUGAUGUUCUUCACCAUGAAAAUGUGAUCUAUUUAUUAUCAGUUUAAUUCACAGCACCAAACACAGUUUAAAAGCUCCCUGCAUUAAAAAAAAAAAAUAAUAAUCUCUUUUAAAAGACUGAAAGUAUGUUCUUGUAAGAAUGCUUCAAUCAAAGCUUGUGUCGAUGAUGGUUUGUUACAGGCUGGAGCUCGAAUCCUUCCUUUAGAUUCCUGUUUGUAAAUGUUGUCAUGUUUCCACAUCUCCUUCUGUCCCUCCUUAAUUUCUCUAAUAACCUGUAAAAUAGAUGAACUGGUCGUGCAUGUGCCCGAUCACACUGCCUGUCGGCUCAGCUUUGAUUUGUAUAUAAUGCUUUAUUGUCCCUUUGUUUUGACAGACAGUUAAGAUAGAUUAAUAAAGA
Molecule: messenger RNA, 2850 nt
Organism: Labrus bergylta (ballan wrasse)
Lineage: Eukaryota; Metazoa; Chordata; Actinopteri; Labriformes; Labridae
Gene: eya2
Product: EYA transcriptional coactivator and phosphatase 2
Biological process (GO): cell differentiation; multicellular organism development; positive regulation of DNA repair
Cellular component (GO): nucleus
Molecular function (GO): protein tyrosine phosphatase activity
Source: RefSeq, a predicted model, not a curated record